AUGGCGUCAGCAUCAAUGUUUUCUCAGGAAGAGUCCUUCAUUUGUUCAGUCUGUUGUGAGCUGUUGAGGGAUCCAGUUACGAUUCCAUGUGGACAUAAUUACUGUAGGAAGUGCAUUAAUGGCUGGUGGGAACAGGAGAGAAAGAACAAGAGAAAAAGAAAAUACAGCUGCCCCCUUUGCAAGCACACCUUCGACUCCAGGCCUGUCCUCCACAAAAACCCUCUGAUUGCUGAAAUAGUGGAGAUCCCCCAAGCUCCUGUUCCUGCUCACUGUUAUGCUGGACCUGGAGAUGUGGCGUGUGACGUCUGUACAGGGCAAAAACUCAAAGCUGUCAAGUCUUGUCUGGAGUGUCUGAAGUCGUACUGUGCCGCUCAUUUAAAAGCUCACAAUGAAGUUGUAGAUAGAAAUCACACCAUGAUCGAUGCCACAGGCCAGCUACAGGAGAGGAUCUGUCCCCGUCAUAAGAAGGUUGUGGACAUAUUCUGCCGCACCGACCAGAGUUGCAUCUGCUAUCUGUGUACAAUGGAUGAUCAUAAAGGCCACGACACGAUCUCGGCUACGGCAGAGUGGAAUCAGAUAAAGCGACAUUACAUGUAUAGUGUAAGAUCUCAGAUUGGUGGAUGA
This is a messenger RNA of Engraulis encrasicolus (European anchovy), 624 nucleotides long. Its product is annotated as E3 ubiquitin-protein ligase TRIM47-like. The record is from RefSeq and is a predicted model, not a curated record. The coding region runs from base 1 to 624 and encodes 207 amino acids. NCBI's taxonomy places the organism in Eukaryota, Metazoa, Chordata, Actinopteri, Clupeiformes, Engraulidae. Gene Ontology annotation, molecular function: zinc ion binding. The transcript has 3 exons.